AUGUCUCGCCAGUCUUGCGGUCUGAACUUUGCUGGUGGUAGCAGAGGUUUCAGCUCCAGCUCCAUUUGCCUGGGGGGUGGGAACAAAGUCAGCUUCAGUGCCGCGUCCCGUGGAGGAUGUGGAGGGUCUGUCCGGAACCCCAUCGGCUUUGGCAGCAGGAGCCUCUAUAACUUGGGUGGAUGUAAAAGGAUUUCCAUUGGUGGAUUCGGUGGAAACAGUGGCGCUUGUGGAGCCUUCGGGGCUGGUGGCCGAGGAGGCGGUGGGUUCGGCUAUGGUGGGCUUGGUGGUGGCUUUGGUGGCGGGUCUGGGGGUGGUUUUGGUGGUGGCUUCAGUGAUGGGUCUGGAGGUAUGUUCAACGGCUGGGGUGGCCCCAGCUUUCCCGUUUGCCCACCUGGUGGCAUUCAAGAAGUGACCGUCAACCAGAACCUCUUGAUACCGCUCAAGCUGGAGAUUGACCCGGAGAUCCAGAAAGUGCGGUCCCAGGAGAGGGAGCAGAUGAAGACCCUCAAUGACAAAUUCGCCUCCUUCAUCGACAAGGUCCGAUUCCUAGAACAGCAGAAUAAAGUGCUGGAGACCAAGUGGAAGCUUUUGCAGGAACAGGGGCAGGGAACGGGGCCCCAUAGCAGGAGCCUUGACCAACUCUAUGAGGUUUAUAUCAAUAGCCUGAGAAAACAGCUUGAUGGUCUGACCAGUGAGAAGAGUCAACUGCAGCUAGAGUUGAAGAACUGUGAAGAUUUGGUGGAAGAUUUCAAGACCAAGUACGACGAGGAGAUUAACAAAAGAACAGCUGCAGAGAAUGACUUUGUGCUUCUGAAAAAGGAUGUGGAUGCUGCCUAUAUGAACAAGGUGGAGCUGCAGGCAAAAUUAGAUUCCCUGGCAGAUGAACUCAACUUCCUGAGAUGUGUCUAUGAUGCUGAACUCUCACAGAUGCAGCAGACGGUUUCCGACACAUCCGUGGUCCUGUCGAUGGACAACAACAGGAACCUGGACCUGGACAGCAUCAUUGCCGAGGUGAAAGCUCAGUAUGAAGAGAUCGCUCAGAAGAGCCGAGCUGAAGCAGAGGCCUGGUACCAGUGCAAGUAUCAAGAGCUGCAAGUCACAGCCGGGAAGCAUGGAGACAGCCUAAAGGACACCAAGGCUGAAAUCUCAGAGAUGAAUCGGAUGAUCCAGAGGCUACGGGCGGAAAUUGAAAAUGUGAAGAAGCAGUGUGAAAAUCUGCAGACUUCUGUCGCGGAUGCUGAGCAGCGCGGGGAGCUGGCCCUCAAGGAUGCGAGGGUAAAACUGUCCGAGCUGGAGGCCGCCCUGCAGAAGGCCAAGACUGAGCUGACCCGCCAGCUGCGGGACUACCAGGAGCUAAUGAACGUCAAGCUGGCGCUGGACAUCGAGAUCGCCACCUACCGCAAGCUGCUGGAGGGCGAGGAAUGCAGGAUGUCUGGAGACUGCCAAAGUGCUGUGAGCAUCUCCGUGAUGGGCAGCAACAGUACCUCUGGAGGCAGCGGUGGAGGAGGCUUUGGAAUGGGUUUUGGUUCUGGAAGCGGCAGAGGGAUCUGCAAUUUGGGUGGGGGUGGGGCAGCCUUUGGGGGGGGACUGUGCUCGAAACACAGCACGGAUGGUGGCAGCUUCCUCAAGACACUGUCAGAACUGACUCUUGAUUUCAAGUGCUGCUCAUCUGGACGCAGCCAGAAGGUCCUGAUUUUCAGAAGGACCAUCUGA
Messenger RNA from Alligator sinensis (Chinese alligator), 1713 nucleotides. Its product is annotated as keratin, type II cytoskeletal 4-like. Gene Ontology annotation, biological process: intermediate filament organization; keratinization. Gene Ontology annotation, cellular component: keratin filament. Gene Ontology annotation, molecular function: structural constituent of skin epidermis. Bases 1 to 1713 code for a protein of 570 amino acids. The record is from RefSeq and is a predicted model, not a curated record. The transcript is spliced from 11 exons. NCBI's taxonomy places the organism in Eukaryota, Metazoa, Chordata, Crocodylia, Alligatoridae.